UCAGCUACACCAAUCAUUCCAAAACGUCCACAACAAAUUUUGUCCCCAACCAGUGCUUUAGAGGAAGCUCGAGCCAGACUACAUGUAUCAGCUGUUCCAGAUAGUUUACCAUGUCGAGAGAAAGAAUUCUCAGAUAUUUAUUCUUUUGUUGAAAGUAAAUUAUAUGAUGGCACUGGAGGGUGUAUGUAUAUAUCAGGAGUACCAGGUACAGGUAAAACAGCCACUGUACAUGAAGUUAUUAGAACAUUAGAAAUUAAUGUAGAGGAAGAUGAUCUACCUAAGUUUAAAUAUUUAGAAAUUAAUGGUAUGAAAUUAACUGAACCUAGACAAGCCUAUGUACAGUUACUAAAGGAAUUAACAGGACAGAAAGCUACACCUGAUCAUGCAGCUGAUUUAUUAAAUAAAAAAUUCAGUACACCUGGACCGAGACGAGAAACAGUUGUUUUAUUAGUAGAUGAGCUUGAUUUAUUAUGGACUCGUAAACAGGAUGUGAUGUAUAAUAUAUUUGAUUGGCCAACCAAACAACAUGCUAAAUUAGUUGUUCUAGCUGUAGCUAAUACUAUGGAUUUACCAGAACGUAUUAUGAUGAAGAGGGUCUCUAGUCGAUUGGGUUUAACAAGAAUGACAUUCCAACCCUAUACAUUUAGACAGUUAGAAAAUAUUGUAACAUCAAGAAUGAAAGGCUUGAGGGUGUUUGAUGACGAUGCUUUACAACUUGCUGCUAGAAAAGUUGCUGCUGUAUCAGGGGAUGCCAGAAGAGCUUUAGAUAUUUGUAGAAGGUCAACAGAGAUAGCUGAAUCUUUACAUAAAGGAAAAGGUGAAAUCUUGGUGGGAAUGUUACAUGUUAAUACAGCUUUAGAAGAAAUGUUUUCUUCACCAAAAAUAGUAGCUAUUAGAAACCUUUCAGCCCAGGAACAAUUAUUUUUACGUGCUGUGGUUGCUGAGUUUCAGAGAACUGGUGUAGAAGAAUCAGAAUUUUCUAAAUUGUAUUCCCAACAUUUAUCAUUAUGUAGAUUUGAAAGUAUUCAACCACCAACUACAUCUGAAUUAGCUGGUAUGUGUUCAAGAUUAGGGAGUAUGCGGUUAUUACUAGUAGAACAUGGCCGACAAGAUCUAUAUAUGAGAGUCAGGUUAAAUAUUAGUCAAGAUGAUGUCUUAUAUGCUCUACGUGAUACAGAAUUCAGUUGA
Molecule: messenger RNA, 1188 nt
Organism: Lottia gigantea (owl limpet)
Lineage: Eukaryota; Metazoa; Mollusca; Gastropoda; Lottiidae
Exons: 8
Biological process (GO): DNA replication initiation; cell division; mitotic DNA replication checkpoint signaling
Cellular component (GO): nuclear origin of replication recognition complex
Molecular function (GO): ATP binding; DNA replication origin binding; ATP hydrolysis activity
Source: RefSeq, a predicted model, not a curated record